Messenger RNA from Salvelinus namaycush (lake trout), 3961 nucleotides. Its product is annotated as beta-1,3-galactosyltransferase 2-like. The coding region runs from base 719 to 1966 and encodes 415 amino acids. Gene Ontology annotation, molecular function: N-acetyl-beta-D-glucosaminide beta-(1,3)-galactosyltransferase activity. NCBI's taxonomy places the organism in Eukaryota, Metazoa, Chordata, Actinopteri, Salmoniformes, Salmonidae. Gene Ontology annotation, cellular component: membrane. The record is from RefSeq and is a predicted model, not a curated record. The transcript is spliced from 2 exons.
CGCUGAGAGCACCGUGGAUGGAGAGAAUGUAGCUCCGGUGCUCUACACACACACAGGCACCAAGAGCCAGUGUGCCCGAGUGAAUUUGACAAUGAGUCAUAUUUCAAACCAAGGGAGGGAUCGCUCUGCGCGUGUGGGUGCGUUCGCAGCAAGAGGCAUUGAAAAACAUGGCAGAGAAGGAACGACACCGUCCAAAGCGGGAUCCAUAGAAGCAGUCGCACCGUGAUUGGGCCACCCCACACAGUGAGAGAAAAGCAGCGAUAAAACAGUAACCGUGAGAUGGAGCUGAGAGCCGAGCCAAGGUCUGUGGUGGACAGGAAGAAAUAGAUAAACCAUUGAAGCUGGCAGCAGCACUGGGCAGUCAUGGGUAGGUUGUUGUGCCCUAGUAGAUGAGAGAUGAGGGGAGCAAGCCCUCCAUCCUGCCCUGAAACGACUUGCACUGGGGAACAGAUAAAAACGUUGACCUCUGCUGAAGACCGCACUUUAUCCCUGAGCAUGAACCUGGUUGAAACAUAUGGGCGGGUUUGACAACUGACCAACAAUUCAAAGUGACUUGAAUGUUACUGUUUAAUACAUGCACCAGCUCUGAUGUAGCUCCCUCAGGAGCCCUCCCGACUAAUUACUUGGUUUAUCAACAAUAAAAAAGUUUGGUCGCACACAGCAUACACCUGACUGAGUGUGUUACGGCUGCCCAAGUGAGGUGGUGCACAUAGACAGCAUGCAGUGGAGGAGGCGCCACUGCUACACGCACGUCGCUGGCCUACUGUCUCUCCUCUUGCUCCUGAUCAUCCUGGGCCAUCAAGACUGGCUGCCGGGCCUCAGUGGGACAACAUGGCAGAGGGAGCACCCAGUGGCUUACACCGAAAGAGGACUACACUCUACCAAAGAAAAAGGGAAUCACAGCUCAUCACAGAUUCUACUGGUUCCCCCUGCGCCUCCGGAAAGAAAUUCCAACCUCAGUUCCACCCAGGACUCCUCCUUUCCACAGCGGAUUACGGGACUGGAGAACUCAAUGGCUGCUAAUGCUAGCUUGAGUGGAGAAGUCGGGCUAAGGGGCCUGCUGACCUCAGAGCCAUACCCUUACAUCAUCAAUGAGCCCGACAAGUGCCGGGAGGGCAACCCAGAGCCCUUCCUGGUGCUGCUGAUAACCACGGAGGCCCAGCAGGUGGAGGCCAGGGAGACCAUUCGGCAGACCUGGGGGAACGAGAGCAUGGUCCCAGGCCUCAGCUUUGUUCGGCUCUUCCUGCUGGGCGUAAAGGAGGGCAGGGUGGGCCACCUGCAGCAGAGCAGCCUGGAGGCCGAGAGCCGGAGGCACCGUGACAUCAUCCAGCAGGAUUACAUGGACACUUACAACAACCUGACUAUUAAAACCCUGAUGGGCAUGCACUGGGUGUCUGCGCACUGCCCGGGCGCCAACUAUGUCAUGAAGACAGACAGUGACAUGUUUGUCAACACAGAGUAUCUCGUGCACAAGCUGCUCCGGCCAGAGAUGCAGCCGAAACGGGACUACAUUACGGGCUACCUGAUGAGGGGCUUUGCACCCAACAGGAACAAGAAUAGCAAGUGGUACAUGUCGCCCGAGCUGUACCCCAGCGAGGUGUACCCUACUUUCUGCUCAGGAACGGGCUAUGUGUUCUCAGGGGACCUGGCUGGAAAGAUCUACAGGGCCUCCCUGAGCAUCCGCAGGCUGCAUCUGGAGGACGUUUACGUGGGCAUCUGCCUGGCCAAGCUGCGGAUCGAACCCACGCCGCCGCCUAAUGAGUUCCUGUUCAACCACUGGCGGGUGUCCUACUCCAGCUGCAAGUAUAGCCACCUCAUAACCUCCCACCAGUUUCACCCCAACGAACUGCUCAAGUACUGGCACCACCUGCAGAGCAACAAGCACAACGCCUGCAUCAACACAUCCAAAGACAAGGUGGGCAGGUUUCGCCAGAGGAAACUGCAGGGGGUACAGCCUAUUUGGUGACAGAGGGUUGAGUGUGAUGUUAGGUCAUUGCCUGUGCAAGAUACUGGGCAAGAGGUGACCGAGUCAAGCAUGUUUUCGGACAAACUAAUGAUUGAAGGCCGUCUUUUUUUAUUACUACAGUUCAUAUUUUUGAGUUUAAUACAUUAAUUGAUUGAAAGAAUAUAUGCAUUGGUGGACAGAUGAAGACAUUACUUAUGUGAAAUGUGGAUGCUGUUUAUUAUGAGGAUAAAUCUUAGACUAUUGGUGGACUGUCACUGUCUAGUAUCCAUUUUGUUCAACUUGAGUUUAAAUACUUUUCCUUUUAAGGUUGAAUCGAAGUAGCAUAAUAAAACAUUUAAAAAGAUCUGUAAGUUUCAGCUAGAGAUGUUUUUUUUUGUUGCAUUGGAUCUACACGUCGCACUUCCGCAUCUGUGGUGAAAGUUGUUAGCAGUUGUCGUCAGACAUUGAGACAUCCCAAAAAUCGGUGGUCUCACAAAAUCAUCCAAGCAGGUUUGGACUACAAACAUUUAUAACCCCUCUAUGGAAAGAUGACUCACAAAAACGAGGGUGUUCUCCAUUUUGCUCUAUGACCACCACAAUUUGGGACUCGUCUGAAGUCGGUACAGCUGAUCUGCGAACUUCUGUAUGCAGCGUCCGAACAGUAUGGGCUACACACUAAUGUGACCCCUCUGUCCCUCCAGGAUUUAGCAACAUUUGUGAAUUCUGCAGCCAAAAAAGCUUGAUUUUGCGUAAACUUUUCUGAAAUACAUUUUGCAAUGUUUUUUUUCACAUUAAUUUCAUAAAGCAAUACAAGUCAUGUGCUCAGUUUUAGUACGAUUUUAAGCAGAAUACAUAAUAGAAAAACAAUUAGAAACAUCUAAAGUGCUCAAUUUUGGUUAUUUUCCUUAACAGCUUUGUCAUAAUCCACUCACACCUCUCCAUCAGGCCUGCCAUCAACACAAGAUGCAUCUAACAGAUUCAAAGCUGAUCAAUCUCUUUCAAUUUGAGGAUCAGUAUUUCUUUCUAAUAAGUUAUCAAUAUCAAGAAUUUUGAAGACUUUCUGAGAGGGUCGUAAGGGAGAUGAAAAGAAAACGUAAAAAUAGAGAAUUGUGGUUGAUAUUUACUAUUCCAUUUAUUUUUUUUUAAAUCCAGAAAGAUUUCGUGAUCAGUAUUACAUUUUAGAGAGUUUAAAACAGCAAAGCUGACAAAUUGCACUCAGUGCUUUGAGCAGCGCUCUCCAUAGACAGACUGGGGAGAGCAGAGUGCUGACCCCCCUCCUAAAGCCAAGGUUAGCGGAGUAAAAGUUGAGUAAAACGCCACAACCUGAUUCUUUCAGCGCUUGCCAGUCUUCCCUGCUACCACUUCAGUCAUGGUGAUCUGCCGCUGCUGUGGGAACUGUUCUGACAUUCUCAUAUGCUUUGCUGAUUCGAAGUGACUUGAUCGUCGACAUUCUCUAGUUUCCAAAAACAUUUGGAAAUUGUUUCGCACGGUCGUUAGCUGUUAUUGUUGGCAAAUGAGAUUAAUGAACAGAAAUCACUGCCCGUCAGCCAUCAACAAUCACCCCUCUUUGCACGCAAAUAUGCUGACAGGCCAGGGGGAAAAAAGAAAAGAAACCUGUUGACGUGUGGUUGGAUUGGGCCAUUUUCCACGGUAACAGUGCAGUAAUUGGUAAAAAUUUACAAACUCGCUUUUGAUUGGACCCUUUUAUGCGCUAAAAGUGCGGGAAUUGGUCAAAAUUGCGAACUACUGCAUCAUAUGCGUUGAUUGGUUGAUUUUGCAUUGAAUUAUGCGAUCACAGAAAUGCAGAAUCCUGGGAGGGACUGCCCUCUGCAAAGAUGACUUUCACUGACACGAACAUGUCGGUUGUUUUGCUCUAAGACGCCCAUAGGCCUCAAGACUCGUCUGAAUGUCCCCUGGUACCAGUUGAAAUAAAUUUAUGAAAGUACACUGAACAAAAUAUAAAACGCCACGUAUUGUUCGUCCCAUGUUUCAUGAGCUGAAAUAAAUAAAAAUACU